AUGCAGCAAGGAGCAGGAGGCUCCCUCCGGCUGGGCCUGACCACGACCGAGCCCCUCGGCUCACACGCACUCACGGAGAGCUCCCCAAGCAUCCCCGGGCCGGGCACGGAGCAGCAGCGGCCACGGCGCCCGCAGCUCCCACCCCGUCUCACCGGCUCUGGGGGGCUGCCCGGCAGAGAAGGCGAGCAGCGGCCGCUGCGUGUGGAGCUGCUGCAAGCGGCUGGGAUGGCAGCUGCGCACCUCCAGCCCCGCCGCCACCCGCUGCCUGUUGGCCCUGGUCAGGCGCUUGAUGCGGAGGAGGAGGUCAGGGCGAUCGCGGCGAAAGUUGGGAUUGCUGAAGUGCAGGCAGCCCCCGACAUCGCCCGGCACCUUGUGGAAGCCCUAGAGGUUGAGCUGGCGCACGAAGCUGCCGAAGUGCGUGGCUUGGAAGGAGUCCGGGGCCGGCCGCGCCCCUUGGGCGCCCGCUCCGUGGGCGCCGCCCGGGCUGAGCAGCUCCCGUCCCUCUUGCUAGCAGGCCUCAGUGGCAGAGCAGCUCUUGCCUGUGCUCAGUGCAGGAGCAUCCUCCUGUUUGUCAGUGGGCAGCUGCACACUGUGACAGGAGCCUUGUUUUUUCUAGUGUUUCAGAAGAGUGCAAACUUGCACAGCAGUGCUACCAUGAUUGAGCAACUCGUUGCUGCAGUUUGCACUGUUUAUGGCAUUGGUUAUUCAGGAUAUUAUCUGACUAGCCUGGGACGACACCUGAGACGUGUAUUCAGAGGUGCAGAUCCUGAGAGCCCUGAACCCACAGCAGACUCUCCACUGACUCUCUCAGUUCCUGGAGAUGUGGCCAAAGAGGAGCUGAAUGACCACAAUCCUCCAGCUGUGCUCACAGCACAACCUGAAUAUUCCGAGCCGGUCCUUCUAGAGGAAGAGCACGAGCAGAGUGCUUUAUCAGAGGUGCCACAGCAGACUCAGGGAGAGCUGUUCCCAGCCCAGGAGCAGGAGGAGCAGCUCAGGCAGCAGGUGGAAGAGGUACAGGGGAAUGGCCAGAACAUCAAGGCAGAGCCACAAGCAGAGCUGCCCGAAGCUCCGAUUGCCAUCAUGGCAGUAAGGAGAAGGCACAAGGAAGACAUGAGAAGCAUCCAAGAGGAGAUGAAUCUCCAUCAGCAGACAGGCGAUCAACAAAACCAGGUGAGUGCAAGAGUGGAAGACACUCCACUCGUGACAGAUGUCUCUUGUUUUUUACAGAACCUCAAGGACAACCUGCAUGCAGAGCUGCAUGAAAUUGAGGCUGGGAUGAAGGCAAGAGAGAAGAGGCUGAGGGAAGAAAUAAAACUUAUCAGAGAGAAACAUAAUCCCCUGCUUCAGGCUGUACAAAAGCAAGUGGCCAUAAAGAAAAUUAAUCUCCACCAACUGAGGAAGAGGGAACUAAAAGUUGAUGAACUUAGGGUCAUCAAGAAGAAUAGGAAUCCCAACCUGGUCAAAUAUUUAGACUGCUACCUUGUGGAUAAGCAAUUCUGGCUGGUGAUGGAGUACAUGGAUGGAGGCACUCUGAGCAAUGUCAUCAGCUGGACCUUCCUGUCUGAAGAUGAGAUGGCAGCUGUCAGUCGGCAGUGCCUGCAAGGCCUGGAUUUUCUUCACAAAAUGUGCGUGAUCCAUCAAAAUGUGAAGAGCUGCAACAUCCUUCUCAGAAGCAAUGGCACUGUCAAGCUGGCUGAUUUUGGCCUCUUAGCUCAGCUCAGCCCUGAGCAGAGAAGACAGGACUCAGUGGCCAGCACUUCUGGGUGGAUGUCACCUGAAGUCCUGACAGGUCAACAAUAUGGCCCUAAACUGGAUAUAUGGUCUUUUGGAAUUGUGGGCAUUGAAAUGGUGGAAGGAGAAGUUCCCUACUGGAAUGAAACUGCUGUGUGGCCUCAGCUCCUGAUAGCCACCGGAGGGAGACCAAAGCUGCAGCAGCCCGACCUCUUCUCUCCUUUGCUGCGCGACUUCCUGAGCUGCUGCCUGCAGACAGAUGAGGCUCGGCGCUGGACUGCCAAGGAGCUCCUGCAGCAUCCAUUUGUGGCAUCAGUCAACACUACAUCCUGCCUGGUGCCACUGAUCGUUUCUUUGAAGAAGAGGAUGGUGGAGAAGAAACUGUGA
Messenger RNA from Cinclus cinclus, 2118 nucleotides. RefSeq lists its product as uncharacterized. The coding region runs from base 1 to 2118 and encodes 705 amino acids. Gene Ontology annotation, cellular component: cytoplasm. The transcript has 15 exons. Lineage: Eukaryota; Metazoa; Chordata; Aves; Passeriformes; Cinclidae. Gene Ontology annotation, molecular function: protein serine/threonine kinase activity; ATP binding. Gene Ontology annotation, biological process: protein phosphorylation; intracellular signal transduction; regulation of MAPK cascade. The record is from RefSeq and is a predicted model, not a curated record.